AGUGAUCAGAUAUCGAUGCUCUUAUUUCCUUAAAAUGAGCAGAAACAGGAACCGCAGCAGGAUGUAAAUUUGCAAUAAAUUAAUCUGAUCUGAUGAUCAGUUUUCAGACGGAACCAACAUGCAAACAUCUUAAAUAUAAAACCAAAGCAUAGAGAAUCAACAUAAGUCCCUGUUACAUGUCGGUUCAUCUUUUUACUCUUGUUUUAUGAAUAAAGAAUCAUGUGCUUCAAUUUCAGACUGUGGGGUCGGCACAAUGCCACCAGAUUUGAUUGGAAACAGUGCAGAGUGGCUGGCCCAGCAGCUGGUGCUGGAGUUCAAAAGGAAGUGGCUUCCUUCCCACGGGCAUCGGCGAGGACGACAAAGCCUCCGCAGCUCACUGCAAGAGUUACCAGGUACUGGAGGUGUGGAGGUAAAGACUGGGAGCCUGACGGAGGAGAUCCGACUCAGGACCAGGAUGAGGGGAACCCUUAACUGGGCACCGCCCAGUUUCCAGAUCAUUUUCUCUGUCCAGCCACAACAAAGACGGAGUGAGGUGGUAGCSCUACAACACUACCUGUGUGCGGGCUGUGGGACGGAGGUGGAGCCCAGAUACAUCAAAAAACUGCGGCACUGUGAAUAUCUGGGAAGAUAUUUCUGUGACUGUUGCCACAGUGGAUCAGAGGCGGUCAUUCCGGGUCGAGUUCUGUCCAACUGGGACUUUAGCAGGUUCUCUGUGAGCGACUUCUCCAAGCAGCUGCUGGACUCGAUCUGGUCUCAGCCUCUGUUUGACCUCAGCUCCGUGGGAAAGKCUCUGUGGAGCAAAGUGAAAGACCUGGACAGGUUCAGGGAGCUGAGGGAGCAGCUGAUCGGGAUCAGGAAGCUGSUGAAAGCCUGCAGAUUAUCUGAAAGGGUGUUGGCCGAGUUUGAGCCGCUUCCUGCUCACCUGCUGGACGAGCCUCUGCUCUUCUCCAUGGAAGACCUCUACAGAGUGAAGAAGGGCCAGCUGGUGGCGCAGGCCCGAGCGCUGCUCAGCGCCGCCAUGGAGCAUGUUGACAACUGUGAGCUGUGUAGAGGCCGAGGCUUCAUCUGCGAGUUCUGUCGAGCGAAGGACAUCAUCUUUCCUUUUCAGAAAGACAAAUGCCAGCGAUGUCCAGUGUGCAAGACCUGCUUUCACAAAGWCUGUUUCCUGGGGAAAAGGUGUCCGAAAUGCACACGGAUCCAGUCCCGGACAAAAGUCCAGACGAAGUCAUGAACAGAGAUCUGCUGCUGGGAACCACUACACCUCUCUGGGAUGUUCUCCUAAUACASUGCUGUCGCCUUUAUCAGUGUUACACWUUCAAACAUUGCACUUAAAAAUYUUUUUACAGCUGUAAUUUKCUGUCUUUUGAAAUACUUCUGUUUAUUUAUUUGCCCUAAAACAAAYGAGUUCCUUCUUCUACAUUGUUGUCACAUUUUUUUCCAAUAUUAAACAUUUGAGACAAUCUUG
Molecule: messenger RNA, 1465 nt
Organism: Poecilia reticulata (guppy)
Lineage: Eukaryota; Metazoa; Chordata; Actinopteri; Cyprinodontiformes; Poeciliidae
Source: RefSeq, a predicted model, not a curated record